GCAACGCGACCCCGGAAAUAACCCGCUCAGCUCACAGGUCGUUCAGCAGGACCUGCUGGUUCUCCGCCUGAGGUUCCGCUCUUUACAGCUUUAUUAGUGUUAUUAUAUAAUUAUUAUCUAAUUAUUGAGAUGUCGGAGCCGCGGGGGGAGAAGCAGAGCAAGAAGAAGAAGAGGAAGGAGAGGAAGAGGAGGGAGGAGGAGGAGGAGCAGGAGGAGGAGGAGGAGGAGCGGGGGGAGUCUAAGGAGAACAGCGAGAGGGUGAUCCUGCGGGGAAUCUUCAAGGUGGGGAAGAAGAGUCACGACGUCCUGCUGAGCCAGACCAGACUGACCUGGACCCCCAUCGUCCCGGAGACGCCCACAGGUGAGGCGGCGCCGCGGCGGCCAGGUGUGCUGCGGCUGCAGGACGUGUUCUCCGUGAAGGUGAAGCGGCGUCGGGCGGCGGGCCAGGUGGGCGGGGCCGUUCUGGGCGUGGCCUUGUUCUGGUGCCGCCGGAGGGGGCGGAGACUGGAGGAGGAGACGCUGCACCUGCACAACGCCUCGGUGGAGACGACACACACCUGGUACGAGCAGGUGAAGGAGCUGAUAGCAGGGUUCCCCAGCCGGCCCAGGGCUCUGAAGGUCUUCAUCAACCCCAGCAGCCACAAGAAGGAGGCCGUGCACGUCUACAGAGAACAUGUGGCCCCUCUGUUCAAGAUGGCCGACAUCCGCACCGACAUCACGGUGACGGAGAGGAAGGGCCAUGCGCUGUCUGUGAUCAAGGAGUGUAAACUGGAUCAGUUUGAUGGGGUGGUUUGUGUCGGGGGGGACGGCUCCGUGGCUGAACUGUGUCACGCUCUCGUCCUCCGAGCUCAGCUGGACGCAGACCAACCGGAGAAACCAGUGAGACCAGCAAUCCCAGUGGGGAUCAUUCCUGCUGGUUCUACAGACGUGGUUUCCUGUUCGGUUCACGGAGUCAGAGACCCGGUAACGGCCGCGCUGCACAUCGUCCUGGGUCACCUGCAGCAGGUGGACAUGUGCAGCUUCUGGUGUCUCGGUGAGCUGCUGCGUUUCGGCUUCUCUGCCAUGUUCGGGUUCGGAGGCCGGAGCUUAGCGCGAGCAGAGAAGAAGAGGUGGAUGCCGUCGACGCAGCGACGCGAGUACGCUCUGGUGAAGACGCUGGCCAAACUCAGACCAGAAGAAUGUCAGCUGUCUUUUUUACCAGCGAAGAAAUCAAACCACUCGCUUUUUGGAUGUCGAGGUCAUGACCAGGACCAGGACCAGGACCAGGACCAGAGCCGGGACCAGGACCAGGACCAGGAACCAGAGGGGGAGGAGUCCUGGAGAACCAAUCAGGGCCAGUAUCUGAGCAUCAGCAUCAUGUCCAUCCCCUGCCUGAGUCCUCACGCUCCGCGAGGUCUGGCCCCCAACACCAGCGUAGCCAACGGCAGCGCGUCGCUGAUCGCGGUACAAAACGCUUCCAGGUCAGAGUUCGUGAAACACCUGAAGAGAUUCAACAGCUCCGGGGGAGAGUUCAGCUUCUCAUUCGUGGAGAUUCAGCCCGUGGCGGCGGUGAGGCUCCGCCCCCGCUCUGUGAUUGGCUGUGAGGACGACAGUGAGGACGAGGGCGAAGCUAAAACAUCUCCCAUCAUGCACCGGGGCGAGGGCGACCCUAAAACAUCUCCCAUCAUGCACCGGGGCAGAGCCGCCUUCCCCUGGAACAUCGACGGGGAGCUGCUGGAGGUGGCCGGGGAGGUGCUAGUGAGAGUUCAUCCCAGACUCAUCUUCCUGUACGGAGAAGAGGUGGAUGAAGCCGAGUCGUCCGUCUCCUGCAGCUGCUUCUAGUCGCCGCGGCAACAGCAUCACGUUUCCACGGCAACAUCACCACGUUUCCACGGCAACAUCGCCACUUUUCCACGGCAACAUCACCACGUCUCCACGGCAACAGCGUCACGUUUCCACGGCAACAUCGUCACGUUUCCACGGCAACAUCAUCGUCACGUUUCCACGGCAACAUCGUCACGUUUCCACUGCAACAUCGUCACGUUUCCACGGCAACAUCGUCACGUUUCCACGGCAACAUCAUCGUCACGUUUCCACGGCAACAGCGUCACGUUUCCACGGCAACAUCGUCACGUUUCCACGGCAACAUCAUCGUCACGUUUCCACUGCAACAUCGUCACGUUUCCACGGCAACAUCAUGACGUUUCCACGGCAACAUCGUCACGUUUCCACGGCAACAGCAUCACGUUUCCACGGCAACAGCAUCACGUUUCCACGGCAACGCGACUUCAGCUCCGCUGGGAUGUUCAGCAGAAAAGCAGCUCUAACUAAACUAACUGCUUUAUGAUUUAAACGUUAGAGUUCAAGGCUGUUUUAUAUUUUAACUGUUUACAUUUGUACAAAUACAAGCUUGUUUCUUUAACUCUAAUGUUUGGUUCUGCAGCAGAAAAUGAAACUUAUCGUUUCCUGUGAAGUGAUUAUCUUCUGUCUAGGUUUAGUUUUACUGCUGUCGGGGCUUAUUGAUUAUUGAUUCCUGUUUUCUACUGAUCAGAACCAGGACACGUUUUAUAUUUGAGCUGUUUUUAAACUUCUUUUAUUUUGAUAAAGUUCUGCUCCUAGUGAGGAAAAAAAACAAGAUGCUGUUUCUAAAAAAAACUUUAUUGCAAUUCAAAUAAAAGCAGCGAUAUUCUCCAGUGCUCAAUAAUUCAGAUUUAACAGAGUAAAGCGUGUUUUUCUACGACAGAAACAGAGCGAAGCUUUAGCUGCAUUCACAGAACACAAGAAUCUGAAAUCUGAAAAUACUUUUUAGGACAUUUUUCUAUGCAACUGAUUUUUAAGCCAUUAAAACUAAUUCUCUUUUUUCUGCAUUUACUAGGAAGUUCAGACAAAGCUCAUUUGAAAAGCACCG
Messenger RNA from Cololabis saira (Pacific saury), 2887 nucleotides. It is a transcript of the gene cerkl, whose product is annotated as ceramide kinase-like. Gene Ontology annotation, molecular function: kinase activity. Bases 130 to 1821 code for a protein of 563 amino acids. The record is from RefSeq and is a predicted model, not a curated record. The transcript has 14 exons. NCBI's taxonomy places the organism in Eukaryota, Metazoa, Chordata, Actinopteri, Beloniformes, Belonidae.